Molecule: messenger RNA, 1224 nt
Organism: Spirodela intermedia
Lineage: Eukaryota; Viridiplantae; Streptophyta; Magnoliopsida; Alismatales; Araceae
Source: the annotation of a GenBank genome assembly
AUGCCCAGUCGCCGGCCGGUACCCCCGCCGGAGCUGAGGAAGACGACGACGCCUUGCUGGGCCGACCUCUCGCUCCGCUGCAAGCCCCUCAAGCAUGUGGCCUUCAAGAUCCAUACCGACGCCCUCAGCAGCCCCAAGCGACGGGAGGAUCCUGCGCCGCCGGGCGAUGCCCCGGACCUCACCGGACUCCUCUCCGACGAGAUACUUAUUCGGAUCCUGUCCCACCUCCCACCGCCCCUCCGCGAGUCCUCGGGCCUCGUCUGCAAGAGAUGGCUGCGUCUGCUCGACCAGCUCCGCCGUUCGCUCAGCCUCCUCGACUGGUCGUUCCUCGACAGCCCCUCUCGUCGCCUCGUCGUGCGCUUCCCUGAGCUCACCGAUGUCGACCUCGUGCCGGCGUCCAUCAGCCCGCCGGUGAUUCCCUCCGGCAUCCUCCUCAACCGAGGCCCCGUCUCCGUACGGCUGGAUUCUGAAUUUGAGACGCCCAAUGGCGCCCUUCCCUGGGGCUUCAUCACGGAAUGCAGAUUCCUACCGUCGAAGGUUGUCGACCGGGGGCUCGAGAUUCUCUCGCGAGGAUGCCCCACCCUAAGAAAGCUAUCGCUCGUGGCUGUGGCGUCGGAGCUCGGCCUGAUGAAGGUGGCCAAUGAGUGCCCCACGCUUCAGGAGGUGGACCUUCACCGCUGCACGGACACGUCGCUUCGGUCGAUCUCCGCCUUCAGAAACCUGCAGAUCCUAAAGCUGAUCGGUUCUAUGGAAGGGCUCUACGACGGACCUGGUGUCUCCGACAUAGGUUUGACGAUAUUGGCGCACGGAUGCAAACGGUUGGUGAAGCUAGAGCUCUGUGGAUGCGAAGGGAGCUACGAUGGCAUCGGCGCCAUCGGACGUUGCUGCUUGAUGCUCGAGGAACUCACGAUAUGUGAGCACAGAAUGGAUGCCGGCUGGAUGGCGGGGCUCUCAUUCUGUGGAAAUCUGAAGACACUGAGACUCCAGGGAUGCCGGAGGAUUGACUUAGAUCCUGGUCCUAUUGAGCAUCUGGGUUCAUGCCCCACCAUUGAAGGGCUGCAUCUGCAGCGGUGCCAACUCCGGGACAAGAGAAGCAUGAAUGCAUUGUUUAUUGUGUGUGAAGCGGUAAAGGAAAUGGUCUUCCAGGACUGCUGGGGGCUGGACAAUGAGAUGUUUGGCAUAGCUAUCAUCUGCAGGUAUUACAUAGACAAGCAUGUGCUCUGA